AAUAAACAAAAAACAAUGUUAAAUAUGUCAACAAAAAUAUUCAAAAAAACUAUCGUAUCCGAUCAUGAUCAUUCAACAUCAAUCAUACCCGGUGAAAGUGAAAAUUGUCGAAAACAACAUAAUUUUUUAUGGUGGAUGAUGAUGUUGAUGAUGAUGAUGGCUCGUCGUCGCCGUAUUUCACCGCCCAUUACUUCAUCAUCAUCAUCAUCAUUGAUCAAAAAUCAGAAUUCACUGAAAACUAGUACUGAUCGAACAACAAUAAUGGCAAAUUCGACGAUCAGAAUUUUUGAUCAAAAAAAUCUUCUCAUUCAUCAUCAUUCAAAUGGCGGCAAAAUAGAUCGGAACAUCAAAGAUUGUGAUGCAAACGAGAUGACGACGGAAGAAAUGGACAGAAAAAAUAAAAAUUCUUGUUUUCAAUCAACAGCGACGAAUCAGAAAUUUCAACCAGGAAUAAUCAGGCAACAAUCUAUACAACAACAUCAUACGGACAACCGUAAUAAACAUAGUGAUGAUUGUAGAACAACGAAAGAGCAGCAUGAUGAUGAUGGCGGUGGCGGCGGCGGCAGUAGAUUCUUCAUCACCAAUACUAACGACAACGACAAUCGUAACAAGUUUAACAGCAUUAAACAAAACUUUUGAAUGAUAGAAUCGGAUCCAGAAAUGAACACAUAAAACACACACACACACAGAGAGAGAAAGACCAAAUCUUAAACAUUUCAUUC
Dermatophagoides farinae (American house dust mite) is the source of this 722-nucleotide messenger RNA. Lineage: Eukaryota; Metazoa; Arthropoda; Arachnida; Sarcoptiformes; Pyroglyphidae. The record is from RefSeq and is a predicted model, not a curated record.